GUGAGGCGUGAUCUCUCAUCAGUACCACUGAACACAAUGCGCUCCUGCGUUUGCCUCAGCAUCUUGUAUGUUCCAAAGGAUUGGAUAACACUAAAGACGCGAAAAUGUACAGUCAUUUGGACUCGUGGAUUUGUGUGAAUGUUUGGAUAGCUUUAUUGUCUUAUUAAUUACCGGAACUCUUAAAGUGCGACGUGACCAUCAUGAAAUUCCCUUUAGAAAAUCCAAAGAAACAGGUGAACUGGGAUCCGGAACAAGUGGCGGUUCAAACAAACAUAAUCCCACCAAAGAAGGUCCAGGCCGGUGGAGUUCAGUCCAGCUUGGUUCAAGCCAGCGUAGCUACCAUGCAGAACCCUAUGGGCUGUGAAAUUAAAACCAACGGCCACUGUCCUCUACCACGUCUCUCCAUCGCCUCUCGUUCGGCCAGCGUGGUCACAGGUAUGGACUCCGGAGGGGACGGAUCGACUCUUCAUUCUGUCAUGAAAUGGAAAACGGUCCUGGCUGUAUUUGUUGUGGUAGUGGUCUAUCUAGUGUGCGGUGGUCUGGCAUUUCGUGCAAUGGAGCAACCUUUCGAGAGUAACAAGAAAGACACCAUUGCUCAAGAGAAAGCUUCGUUUCUGCAGAGGAACCCGUGUGUUUCCACAGCAGAGCUUGAAGAUCUUAUUAAGCAUGCUGUAGAUGCGGUCAGCGCCGGAGUGAGUCCGAUUGGAGAAACAUCUCAUAAUUCCAGUCACUGGGAUCUCUCCAGUGCCUUCUUCUUCGCUGGAACCGUCAUUACCACUAUAGGCUAUGGAAACAUCGCUCCAAGCACCGAGGGCGGAAAGAUUUUCUGUAUUCUCUAUGCCAUAUUUGGCAUCCCUUUGUUCGGCUUCCUGCUGGCUGGGAUCGGCGAUCAACUAGGGACAAUGUUUAUAAAGAGCAUUUUAAAAGUGGAAAAGAUUUUCAGGCAGAAACACAAACAGAUCAGUCAGACUAAAAUCCGCGUCACCUCGACCAUUCUCUUCAUCCUGGCAGGCUGUAUCGUGUUUGUCACCAUACCAGCGUUUAUCUUCAAACACAUCGAGGGUUGGAGUACUUUAGAGGCGAUAUACUUUGUGGUUAUAACUCUUACGACUGUUGGCAUUGGAGACUACGUUGCAGGUGGGGAUCGUAAAAUCGAAUACAUGAAAUGGUACAAACCUCUGGUCUGGUUUUGGAUUUUGGUGGGUCUGGCUUAUUUUGCAGCGGUUCUGAGCAUGAUCGGAGACUGGCUCAGGGUUCUGUCCAAGAAAACUAAAGAGGAGGUGGGAGGGUUUAAAGCACAUGCAGCCGAAUGGAAAGCGAACGUUCGGGCGGAGUUACGAGAAACACGCAGGCGUCUCAGCGGCGAGAUUCACGACAAACUGCAGCGUGCCGCCACCAUCCGCAGCAUGGAGCGCAGACGUCUGGGACUGGAGCAGCGUGCUCACUCCCUCGACAUGCUGUCGCCUGAAAAAAGAGCCGUCUUCGCCAGCCUGGACACCGGACGUUUUAAGACCUCCUCGCACGAGAGUAUCGACACCAAACUGAACAAUCUCCGUCUCAAAGCCGAGAACAGCGGACAGCAGAUGUCCUCGGAGGAAAACAUCUUCAACCGUUUCGGCUCGCUCAACAAACUGGCCAAACGCAACAGGGUUAAAGAUCUCAGCAGGAACAUCCCAGAUGACACGAACAAAGCCGAAGAGGUUCUCAGCAGUAACAGCAGCAACGUCACACUGGGAGAUGACAGAAAAGAAGAUGAAGAGGAGGAGGUAGAGGAGGAGAGGAUGGGAAAGGAGGUGAACACAAGCUUCACAUGUUUGCCUCACUAUCCUGAAGAAUCUAAACAGCAAAACGGCUUUGCACCGGCUCAGGUCAGAGAACAAGAGAGGAACAAAAGACUCGAGCAGAAAGAACAUCAACCCUAGGAAGACAGAAGAUAACAGUAGGCAAAGGGUUAAAGGAUUCAUUCACCCCAGAACCCACAUGACCUCAAAAUAACAACAGAUUAAGGGAAUGGACACUAGGAAACUUCAAGAUUCAGCCAGGUGUUUUCCAGCUGUAUGAACCGCUAUGUGUGGAGCAAAACAACAUUUAAGUGGAUAUUCACUGAAAUCAUUUCCUUCUGUGUCCGAAACUUUUUGUGCUCUUUAGAGAUAAAGUCAUGUGGGUUUGGAACAACGAUGAAGACAAUGUUUUAAGUUCAGGGAGAAUUAUAUCUUUAACUGAUGUCAGAAAAUGUGCCUUUCUGUUUGGUAAGCUGUUACUUGACUGAAAAUGAUGAACUGCUGUUGCUUUACUUUGCUCAAAUGAUCAUUUUCAAAUUGCCAAAAAUGGACACACAGAGAAGUCAAAGAACACACUGACAUCACUUAAAAUAAAACUGUCUACCUUUUUCUACAAUAUGAGAAAUAAUUACUCAUCAAAUGGUAACAAAGACUCUAUGGACUGUUUUGAUUCUGGUUUUGUAAACAGAAUUAAAAACCUGCAUGAGUA
Molecule: messenger RNA, 2490 nt
Organism: Paramisgurnus dabryanus
Lineage: Eukaryota; Metazoa; Chordata; Actinopteri; Cypriniformes; Cobitidae
Gene: kcnk10b
Product: potassium channel, subfamily K, member 10b
Biological process (GO): potassium ion transmembrane transport; stabilization of membrane potential
Cellular component (GO): plasma membrane
Molecular function (GO): potassium ion leak channel activity; outward rectifier potassium channel activity
Source: RefSeq, a predicted model, not a curated record